AUGCCCUCCACGUCGCCUCCCUGUGCUUAUAACUACGUCGACCGAAACCCUAGCCCCCACCUCGUCCAGCCCCUCCUGGAUCCCCCUUCGCCCCGCUCCUCAUCUGCUCGUUUUCGAGCUCGAAAGCUCUACGGUCACCAUUGUCUCACCCUUGUUACCGCGGCUACCGUCCUCGCCGUCCCUCAGGAGCACGUCCAGGAGGCUGCUGCUGCCGCACGAGCUGUUCUUGACCGCACGCCCGCCUACGCCUCUGACCGCGCGUCGCAGAACCCCUGCUCCUCGUGCCGCCGCCCCCUGCUGCUAGAGCGCGCGCCCGCGCCGUUUCGUGCCCCCCCGCGCCUCCCCCGCCGCCUACCGCUGCUCGCCUGCCGGCGUUCUCCGCCGCCGUCGCCCCCAACCGCGCCCCGCCUCCAUCACCGAGCCGCCGCGGCCGCCUCUGCUUCGCCUCCGCCGCUCCGCGACCGGCUCCCCCGGGGCUCGGCCUCUGCCCCGCGGUGCCGCGCCCCGCACCUGGCCAUGCCCGCAGCCACCUGGCUCGCCGCCGUCCUGCGCCCCGCCGGGGACCGCCCUUGCCCCGCGGCCAUCCCCUGUGCCCGGGCGGGCUUUGCCCCGCACACGCCCGCUACACUGCCCCCUGUUUUGGCCCCCGGGCCACUGACCCAGGGGCCCCACGCCCCUUUUUCAAAAAAAUAA
Molecule: messenger RNA, 693 nt
Organism: Aegilops tauschii subsp. strangulata
Lineage: Eukaryota; Viridiplantae; Streptophyta; Magnoliopsida; Poales; Poaceae
Source: RefSeq, a predicted model, not a curated record